Knipowitschia caucasica is the source of this 513-nucleotide messenger RNA. NCBI's taxonomy places the organism in Eukaryota, Metazoa, Chordata, Actinopteri, Gobiiformes, Gobiidae. The record is from the annotation of a GenBank genome assembly.
AUGCUGGCUAAGAUCCUGUCUCACCUCCUGGGCAGUGCUGUGGACGAGCUCGAGGCUGCAGAUACUGUCGAGGAGCUAAUGGAGCUUGAAGAAGGAGAGUGGGUCGUUGUCAAUCUGGCAGCAGAUCACGUGCAGUUCGCCAUGCCGGAGGUGGACCCUCUGGAGAACCUGCUGAUCGAGCAUCCCAGUAUGUCCGUGUACCAGUUCAGGCAGAGGGUCACUGGAGCUGAGGAAGAGGAGGAGGAGGAGGGCAGCUCUGAGGAGGAGGAAGAGGACUCUGCAAGGCCUGUGGCGGUGAGGCGGCAUCUCUCCUGGCACCUGGCUGCCUGGGGGCUCCCUCUGCCCUGUGACCUGCCGCUGGCGACCCUGCAGAGGGCCAAGACUCAGGACGAACGCAGGAAGCUGAGCCGCAGCGCCAUCCACCGUCAGAACAUGGUCAAGACCCGAUUCUCUGCUGCCGACCGCCGCUAUGGCCACUUCAAGCAGCCGUGCCAGCGCCUGUACAACUACUGA